Messenger RNA from Cicer arietinum (chickpea), 2191 nucleotides. RefSeq lists its product as uncharacterized. The record is from RefSeq and is a predicted model, not a curated record. Gene Ontology annotation, cellular component: chloroplast stroma. Gene Ontology annotation, molecular function: protein-lysine N-methyltransferase activity. Gene Ontology annotation, biological process: peptidyl-lysine monomethylation. Lineage: Eukaryota; Viridiplantae; Streptophyta; Magnoliopsida; Fabales; Fabaceae.
CCCAAAUCUAAUAGAAAAGCUCAACUCUCCAAAAAAAAACAUCUUCUCUCUCUCUCUCUCUCUCUCUCUCUCUCUCUCUCUCUCCUUAUCCUUUUAUUACACACUCACUCACACACACAACACAACGGUACAAAACCUUCAACAACCAAAAAUAUCUCAAACUUUUCUCUCUUCUACUAAAAAUCAUCCUCUUCUUCCUUUCCCUUAAAACCAAAAUCAAUCAUUUUUACACACUCCAAUAAAAAAUUUCCCAAUUUCCACAAAACCCUAACCCUAUGGAACUUUCUCGUCUCUCACUUUCCCACCCUCCAAUUGCUCCUCCUCCUUUCUCCCACCAUCUUCCCGCGUUACCCACAUUCUUCACCAACCGCCGUCGCCGGAGAGCUUUCUGUUCCGCCUCCAACUCCGACACUUUACUUGCCGCCUCCGCAGCCGCCAAGAAGCACAAGGAAGAUGACGGCGACUUGAAGGCGUGGAUGCAUAAACAUGGCCUCCCUCCUUGUAAGGUUGUUUUGAAGGAGAAACCUUCGCUUCAUGAUAGUCUUAAGCCUAUACACUAUGUUGCUGCUAGUGAAGAUCUUCAGGUGGGGGAUGUUGCAUUCUCGGUUCCAAGUUCGUUGGUUGUCACUCUAGAGCGUGUCUUGGGAAAUGAGACUAUUGCUGAGCUAUUGACUACAAAUAAAUUUUCCGAAUUGGCGUGCUUGGCCUUGUAUCUGAUGUAUGAGAAAAAACAAGGGAAGAAGUCUUUCUGGUAUCCAUACAUUAGGGAACUUGAUCGCCAACGAGGAAGGGGACAACUGGCAGUGGAAUCACCGCUUCUCUGGUCAGAAUCUGAGCUGGCAUACCUUGCAGGAAGUCCGCUAAAGGAUGAAAUUGUUCAAAGGAUUGAAGGAAUAAGAAAAGAGUAUAAUGAGCUAGACACAGUCUGGUUUAUGUCUGGUUCUCUGUUUCAGCAAUACCCGUAUGACAUUCCUACUGAGGCUUUUCCAUUUGAGAUUUUCAAACAAGCCUUCGCAGCCGUUCAGUCAUGUGUUGUGCAUUUACAGAAUGUUAGUUUAGCUCGAAGAUUUGCUCUGGUUCCCCUGGGACCUCCUUUGUUGGCGUACUGUAGCAACUGCAAGGCAAUGUUAGCUUCUGUUGAUGGUUCUGUUCAGCUUGUGGUUGAUCGCCCCUAUAAAGCUGGGGACCCAAUUGUUGUCUGGUGUGGCCCACAGCCUAACUCAAAGUUACUUACAAACUAUGGCUUUGUUGAUGAAGACAAUUCCAAUGAUCGUCUCAUAAUUGAGGCGGCUUUGAAUACUGAAGAUCCACAAUAUCAAGAUAAAAGAAUGGUUGCACAAAGAAAUGGGAAGUUAUCAAUUCAAACUUUUCAGGUGUAUGCUGGGAAGGAAAGGGAAGCUGUCUCAGAUAUGAUUCCUUAUCUGCGUUUAGGCUAUGUUUCAGAUCCUUCUGAGAUGCAAUAUGUCAUGUCCUCUCAAGGUCCAGUUUGUCCCGUGAGCCCUUGUAUGGAACGGGCUGUGCUAGACCAGCUUGCUGAUUAUUUCAAGACUCGGCUGGCUGGCUACCCUACUACCUUGGCUGAAGACGAAUCUAUGUUGACAGAUGCUAGUUUGAAUCCAAAGAGGCGAGUUGCUACUCAACUUGUUCGGCUAGAAAAGAAAAUGCUCCAUGCAUGUUUGCAGGCAACCAUGGAUUUCAUAAACCAGCUACCAGACCACAGUGUAUCGCCAUGCCCUGCUCCCUAUGGACCUCUAUUAAAAUGAAAGGAUCUGGAUAAUCUGUGCAAUACAAUAUGGAUCAAAAGAACCAAAUAACCAUGAUUGGUGUACGGUGUACCUAAAGGCUAGAACAAUGAUGCCAGAGUUUUAAAGUCCAGAUAAAUGAGGUUGGUUGGAGUAUUUUCUGCACGCCCCUUCAAGUAGGUGUUACAAAAUGACUAAAUCCCCUUUGGUAGAAGAACAUCAGUGCAGCACUUUUUUCUCCCAAAAAAUGUGUUACUGUGAUUUCACAGAUGAUUCUAAAUUUGAGUGUUGGAACGAUAUUAAUCUUUGUAAAUGGAAAUCUGUAUCUCAAAUUGUAAUUCAUUUGUGUAUAUAUUUGUAUGCAGUUUUCAGGAUUAUAUUUGAUCCCCUUUUUACUUUCUGUAUUGUUAUGAUGAUGUCAAAUGUCAAGAAAGGUUUUGUUUGCUGAA